AUGACCGUCCACGAGAUCCACUCGGUCGUCGAGUUCAGGGAUAUCAUUUCCCAGAACCCUAUGGUCGCCAUUGACGCAUCGGCUGUCUGGUGUGGGCCUUGCAAGUUUAUCUCGCCCUUAUUUGAGAAGUAUAUUCCCCUCCACGGCUCCGUCCUCGAGCUAUCGUUCAAAGACAGAGUGUACUUCGCCAAAUUCGAUGUCGACGGCGUCAGCGAUCUGGCCCAGGAACUCGGCAUCCGAGCCAUGCCCACCUUUACCUUCUUCAGGGACGGACAGAAGAUGUCCGAGUUUGCUGGCGCGGAUCCCAAAAGAUUGGCAGAAUCCCUUGCGGAGCUGAGUCAAUGA
Messenger RNA from Chaetomium globosum CBS 148.51, 345 nucleotides. RefSeq lists its product as uncharacterized. The transcript has 3 exons. The record is from RefSeq and is a predicted model, not a curated record. Bases 1 to 345 code for a protein of 114 amino acids. Gene Ontology annotation, molecular function: protein-disulfide reductase activity. Lineage: Eukaryota; Fungi; Ascomycota; Sordariomycetes; Sordariales; Chaetomiaceae.